AUGCAUAUCCUGGCCUCCCUGGGUCUCCUUGCAGCAUUGGCUAUAGGAGUCAUUUCUCAGGAUGCGGCCCCAUUCUGGAUGGAGAGUAUUGCUCACAGUGGAGUAGCAGCUUUCAACCCAGAUAAGAGCUAUGUCGUAUUCCGAAAUGUGAAAGACUACGGCGCGAAAGGCGACGGAGAUUACUACUACACGCAGAUUAUUGGUGACCCCAGAGAUAUGCCAACCAUUAAAGCUACAGCUGGGUUCAUUGCAAACAUCAUUGGAAUGCUAGAUGGGGACCUUUAUGUGAGCGGAAAACUCAAAUAUACCUCGACCAAUGUCUUCUUCCGGCAGUUACGCAACAUUCGCUUCGACACAACUUCUGUCCCUGGUUCUGUGACUGCCGUUCACUGGCCCUCAGCUCAAGCCACGUCAAUUCAAAAUUGCGUCUUCGUCCUCUCUCCAGAUCCGAGCAAACACCACACCGGAAUAUUCAUGGAAGAAGGAAGUGGGGGAUUCCUCAACGACUUGGUCUUCUAUGGUGGUGAAUAUGGUUGUCAGCUGGGCAGCCAGCAGUUUACUAUGCGCAAUCUGACAUUCUUCAACGCACAGACAGCUAUUUUCCAGAUAUGGAACUGGUCAUGGACGUACAAGUCAAUUUACGUGUAUAACUGCCAAAUUGGACUCAACAUGAGUGGACCCGUCGUUGGCUCUGUGGCGAUACUCGAUUCUGGCUUUUACAAUACACCUACGGGAAUCAUCUCCGGGCGCUCGCCAUCAACCCAGGAAAAUCCCGGCGCCGGCUCGCUUGUUUUAGAAAAUGUUGUCUUUCGCAAUGUCGAUACUGCCGUCGUCGCACCACAAGGAACAGUGGUUAACGGGAACCCUUCAGGUUCUAUUGGAAAUUUAUACGCACCAACAGGGCCGAGUGUUUACCAAUCUUUUGAUGAAGCAUACUUUCCAGAGUUGAGAAGCCUUAAAAUGGGCGGCAAGUACUUAGAGAGGUCGAAGCCCCAGUAUGAAAAUGUUGCAUCCAGCAAUUUCUUGACUGCACGGGCAUUUGGUGCAAAAGGAGACGGGGUCACGGAUGACACAGCAGCACUAAAUGCUUUGUUCCUCAACGCUUCGGCUGCAUUCUCUCAUAGUAUUGCAUUUGUUGAUGCUGGUUACUAUUUGGUUACCGACACUGUGCGUAUUCCACCAAACGUUCGCAUCGUUGGGGAAGCACUGGCUGCUGUCAUCAUGGGCUCUGGGGCCAAAUUCGAAAAAAUGAGCGCACCUUAUCCAGUUGUUCAAGUUGGGAGGCCCGGAGAGAAGGGUUACGUCGAAUGGUCGGACAUGAUUGUCUCGACGCAAGGCCCAACCGCCGGAGCUGUGCUCAUCGAGUACAACUUGGAGACACAGACUGGGCCAUGUGCAGCUAUUUACCCGCCGUCCGGAAUGUGGGAUGUUCAUGUGCGAGUUGGCGGUUUUGCUGGGUCCCAGUUGCAGGUAUCACAAUGCGGCAAAACUCCCCAGCUAGCAAAUUAUGUCAACCCAGCUUGCGUGGCAGCAUACCUGAGUAUGCAUAUCACCCCUUUCGCAACCAACCUAUACCUUGAAAAUAAUUGGUUCUGGGUUGCCGAUCACGAUAUUGAAGACCCUCAAGGUGCCCAGAUUUCAGUUUUCGGUGGUCGCGGCCUGUUGAUCGAAUCACAGAAGGGUCAUAUUUGGCUUGUCGGUACAGCCGCUGAACAUCAUGUCAAGUACCAAUACCAAUUGGUCAAAACACACGAUAUUUGGAUGGGGUUGAUACAGACUGAAGCACCAUACUUUCAACCCAACCCAACUGCACCAGCACCAUUCGAUUUGGUUGACUCGAAUCUUCACGACCCCGAUUUUGUCUCUGACUGUGCAGCUGAAAGCAGUGCUACUGCACAAUUGCCCGGAAGCCCACCAUGUGCCAUGGCGUGGGGCUUGCGGAUUGUCGAUUCUCAAAACAUCAGUAUCUAUGGGGCUGGCCUUUACUCAUUCUUUAACAACUACGACACCUCGUGUAGUGCUCCAGGAAAUGGAGAGCACUGCCAAGCGCGCAUGGUAUAUGUUGGCGUGUCCGAAAAUAGAACCAACGGUAUUGCAACGAAAAAACAGGCCAAGUUCGAUUCAGGGAGUGCUAGUACAGGAAAUGUCGAUGGCGCUGUUGUGCUGCUGAACGACACAUCUGAUUCAGCUACUUGGAAUAUGGCAGGUAUCGAGAUAUACAACCUCAACACACUCGGCACAGUCAGCAUGAUAAACCGCCAAGGUGCAGAUGUGGCGUUGUACCACGAGAACAUCGCUGGCUACACGUCAUGUGUAGUACUAUUCAAAUUUUGGCAGAACGAGACCUCAAGCGAGGCCAUGCCAGUUUCACACAGAGCCGCAAAUUCAGCAUCUCUACGACUGGCGGUGGUCGCAACCAAUUUCUCUACGAAUUUUGCAUGCAACGAAGACCCGAACCAGCUCUGUAGUGAGAAAAAGUCACAUAAGCUGCCAUAUCGGGUACUGCAUGCGCCGAAGCCGGAUGAGGUGGCCCGAAGCAUUCUGCCUGUCUUGGACGGAGUUCCUAGACCUUUUAAGACCAGCGAAGGUAACAACACGAGCAAUGCGACGGUUCACGAACAUGCCAACGUUGCCCGUGACAGUGUGCUGCAAUUGACUACCGACGCGUCCACUUCUGGAAGUUCUGAAAUGGGUACUUCAAUCCUUACGCUCUCACCAACGCUUAGCGCACAUUUUCCUGCUCCUCUACCUUCACAGACAGAUUGCGACUUUGACUACGCCUGGUGA
Messenger RNA from Grosmannia clavigera kw1407, 2787 nucleotides. RefSeq names its product beta-glucanase. The coding region runs from base 1 to 2787 and encodes 928 amino acids. The record is from RefSeq and is a predicted model, not a curated record. NCBI's taxonomy places the organism in Eukaryota, Fungi, Ascomycota, Sordariomycetes, Ophiostomatales, Ophiostomataceae. The transcript has 3 exons.